AUGGCAGCGCCUACUCAAGAUCUCGUUUCGUUUCCUAUUGUUUGCGAUGGAUAUCCAGAAUUAAUUUUCGAUUUGGCAGGAACCGACGAUGUGCAACUAUUGACCGAAUUCAUCAUGAAAGAGUUCUUUCAUCGAUUCCCCUUGAAAGACAAUUGGGACGUUGAAAAGGAAUUGCGACCUUGGAUAGGGCAGUACAUCAGUCACGUUUGCUCCAAGGGUGUCUCCAUCAUUCUUCGUGAUACCAACAAUAAUAAUCGAAUAGCCGCUGCAGCCAUCAACGACAUCGACUACAAGAAUCGACCGGAAGAUGAUAUUAGUUUGGUUUCGUUUGCUGAUCCUAUCGAGCGCCCUGGGUGGCAAAACAUUUGUGAUCUACUGGAAAUACUUCACGAAGGGAUGAACUUGGAUGGCGAUCCAGUCCUGUCUAUCGACCUGAUGACCGUGGGCCAGGACUACGCUAAACGUGGGCUAUCGACCCAAUGCACAAAACUCACGGUUAUGCUAGCCAAAUGCAAGGGAUUGCAAUCGAUUAAAGUUGAAGCUGUCAGCGAAUUUAUGGCUCACGUACUUGCCAAGGGCGGCUUUCAAAUGAUCAAGGAAAUCGAUUACAACCGAUUGGAAAUUAACGGAAAGAUGCCGUUUGCCACGGAGGAUAUACAUCGAUACGCACGGCUAUACAUUUUAAAAAUCGCGGACUAAAAAUUAAGUACCACUAACCUUCAAUCAAGCACGUUUCAUCAAUUUGAUUGGCAAGCCCCUAAUUGUACUGUCAAAAUUGUAUUGAACAUGUCAAUUUACGCAUUAAAUGUUGAUGAUCGUA
Molecule: messenger RNA, 820 nt
Organism: Daphnia magna
Lineage: Eukaryota; Metazoa; Arthropoda; Branchiopoda; Diplostraca; Daphniidae
Exons: 1
Coding region: 1-699 (232 amino acids)
Molecular function (GO): N-acetyltransferase activity
Source: RefSeq, a predicted model, not a curated record